AUGUUCAUUAUCUCCAAAUUUCAGGAUAAGCUACAUCCCAUUUUGAGUUGUUCCCGAAAUAUCCUUCAGGCUCAUAUUGAUAUUUUUGGGGUGUCGAACUUCAAUGCACAAGAAAAAAUCCUUCAGUUGGCACUUGGGAACGAGAGCACUUUCAACGAUCCCGAUAUCGAUGUAAUACUUGUUGGAACUAAGGUGAUGUACUUUUCUCGAGUUCUUAGGAAGGAGAAGGCAAUUAUCGUACCGAAGGAGUGGUGUAGUAAUUUGGGAGCUAAGCAGGUGCUCACUUCAUCUCCGGUUGCACAGAAAUUAAUGGAAUGCUACAAACCGAACAUAAAUCUUGAAAACGAAGCGGACUCCAUUACAAAGUCAUUGAGACUCCUUCGUGACUCAUUUCGAAGAGAGAAUAUUCCACUCGUGAUGACAUAUGGCUCCUUACUAGGAUCACUACGAUAUCUUCGCAGAACCCCAUUCGAUUCUGACUAUGACAUGUCUGUGAGGAACGAUGACUGGCCACGAAUCGAAAAAAUUCUGACUAAACAUGCUUUCAAUUCCAGUAAUCGAAUGCGGAUAUUUGACCUUAGACCUGCAGAUGCUAAUCUAAAACUAGGACUGGCUUGUGCGAAAAAUGGCAGUUGGCGUGAUCCUACUCUAUGA
Messenger RNA from Rodentolepis nana, 654 nucleotides. NCBI's taxonomy places the organism in Eukaryota, Metazoa, Platyhelminthes, Cestoda, Cyclophyllidea, Hymenolepididae. The record is from the annotation of a GenBank genome assembly.